UUUCACUCCAAGAAUCGCCGGUGGCUCCUCCUUCUCCUCCCGUGCUCCAUCGCGCCAGAGCGCCAGUGAUUAGAUCUGGGCGCAGCAGUGAACAGCAAGAAUGGGACCGGGGCGGCCGCGCCCACGCGAUUCGAUCCCCGGACCUCUUUACGUGGCGGCAAGGAAUCGAACCGCCGACUUCCACGGUGCCCUAGAAUUUCUAAAUUCUAGGGUUUAUCGUUCCUCGAUGAAGAGAGGGCACGUGAUCGUCCAAGACGAGGAUAGGAGGAAGAAGAAGAAGAACGCGAUCCAGAAGGUAAAUCCUUGUGAUCCAGAGCCGCUGCUAAGCGGCGAUCCGGCGGCAGCGCAAUCGAAGAACUCGUCCGCGAGAGGAUUCUACUGCAUUGCGCCUGGCGAUCAGCGCUUCGGGCUCCUUGCUACAUUCUUGAAGAAGAAUCUCAAGAAGAAGAUUGUCGUCAUCUUCUCAACUUAUCGCUCGCUACUGUUCCACAACCAAGUCCUUAUCGCGCUGGGUAUACCAAACCUCUCCAUUCACGAAAAGCUAGACGAUGCCAAAGCGCGCAGCACUAUCGACCAAUUCCGGGAUGCCGACAGGGGUUUGCUACUUACCACGGAUGCUGUCUUCUACGGUUUGAUCAUCCCUCCAGUGGACUGGAUUCUGCAAUUUGAGCCUCCGGAUGACGUAGAGAAGUACAAGCAGCGACCGGGACAGCAACAAGGGGGCAAUAAUAGAGGCCUGCUCUUCCUCCUCCCGCAGGAGAUCAGUUUCCUUAAAGGUGUCCGGGAUAGCGAUUCUUUUCUUCAGUGCGAGUUCUCCGAUAUCAAAACCGGGAUUUUGCAGUCGCAGAUGGAGAAGCUGGUACAGAAGAACUUUCGCAUACACCAGCUCUCGACCGAAGGAUACAGAUCUUACUUCCACGCCUACGCAUCAAAUCCUCACAAAGCGAUCUUCAACGUGAAAAACCUUGAUCCACAGGCCUCCUCAGCAUCGUUUGGAAUUAAAAGACCACCCAAGAUUCUUGUUUGAUCUUAUCAAGAAAAGAUGGUGGCAACGUUUUGUUUCAUACCAAAGCUGUUUCUUGGAUAUCAUAGUUUUGUUUCAUGGAGACAGAUGGAGAGAUGAUACCAAAGUUAUGUUUCUUGGAAAAAGAUGGUACCAUAGUUUGUUUUCAUGAAAGUUUUGUUUCAUGGAGAGAUGGUACCAACAUUUUGUUUCA
Molecule: messenger RNA, 1217 nt
Organism: Selaginella moellendorffii
Lineage: Eukaryota; Viridiplantae; Streptophyta; Lycopodiopsida; Selaginellales; Selaginellaceae
Product: ATP-dependent RNA helicase DDX18
Exons: 7
Coding region: 101-1027 (308 amino acids)
Cellular component (GO): nucleolus
Source: RefSeq, a predicted model, not a curated record